CACCAGGCUCCCCUGCUGGCCCCACCAUGACGUCAGAGUCCACAUCACCCCCAGUUGUGCCCCCGCUCCACUCCCCCAAGUCCCCUGUCUGGCCCACUUUCCCCUUCCACCGGGAGGGCAGCAGGGUCUGGGAGCGGGGUAGUGUCCCAUCUCGGGACCUACCCAGUCCUCUACCCACCAAACGGACCAGGACAUAUUCGGCGACAGCCCGUGCCUCAGCCGGCCCCGUGUUCAAAGGUGUCUGUAAGCAGUUCUCACGCUCACAGGGCCAUGGCUUCAUCACUCCUGAGAAUGGGUCGGAGGACAUCUUCGUGCAUGUGUCUGACAUUGAGGGGGAGUACGUGCCAGUGGAAGGUGAUGAGGUGACCUACAAGAUGUGCCCCAUCCCGCCCAAGAACCAGAAGUUCCAGGCCGUGGAGGUGGUGCUCACCCAGUUGGCCCCCCACACUCCUCACGAGACGUGGUCUGGCCAGGUUGUGGGUUCCUAGGCUGGGUGGCUUUCGUGCCAGCCGGCCAGGUGGGUGGAGAGGCACAUGGGGUGGACAGGCAGCAGCCGGCCCUGUGCCCCACUGCACCAACUGGCCAGUCCCUGGGGGCCUCAGUGUGUACAUCUGUCUGUCUGUCUAUGCUUGUGGCUGUGAGCGUGUGCUCCACCCAUCCCGUGACCAUGACUGCUG
Molecule: messenger RNA, 677 nt
Organism: Otolemur garnettii (small-eared galago)
Lineage: Eukaryota; Metazoa; Chordata; Mammalia; Primates; Galagidae
Gene: CSDC2
Product: cold shock domain containing C2
Exons: 3
Coding region: 27-488 (153 amino acids)
Biological process (GO): regulation of mRNA stability
Cellular component (GO): cytoplasm
Molecular function (GO): mRNA 3'-UTR binding
Source: RefSeq, a predicted model, not a curated record